Xiphophorus hellerii (green swordtail) is the source of this 1653-nucleotide messenger RNA. RefSeq names its product potassium inwardly rectifying channel subfamily J member 1a, tandem duplicate 6 (gene kcnj1a.6). Gene Ontology annotation, cellular component: plasma membrane. Gene Ontology annotation, biological process: regulation of monoatomic ion transmembrane transport; potassium ion import across plasma membrane. Lineage: Eukaryota; Metazoa; Chordata; Actinopteri; Cyprinodontiformes; Poeciliidae. Gene Ontology annotation, molecular function: ATP-activated inward rectifier potassium channel activity. The record is from RefSeq and is a predicted model, not a curated record.
CACACCUCAGCUGCCUCACACCAGAGAAAGAGGAAACUGUCAUUCAUUCAGCUUUGGAUGCUUCUCACAGUUUUCCAUUCAGAUUACUGAAUAAGAGAGAAAGAUGAGCACCUUAAAAAAGCGGAUCCAAGACUACAUGUUGGAGAGGAAAAGGCGGCGAACCAGAUUGGUGACUAAAGAUGGUCGCUGUAACAUUGAGUAUGGAAACAUUAAGUAUAGCACCCACUUUGCCUUCCUGGUUGACUUCUGGAACACCUUUGUUGAGAUCAGGUGGCGUUUUGUCCUGUUUAUUUUCAUUGCAUCUUUUACCCUCAGCUGGUUUAUCUUUGGCCUGCUGUGGUACUGGAUUGCCCGAAGUAAUGGAGAUCUGGGAUGGCAAGAGCCCCCUUCAGAUCACAAUUCAUGCGUUGAGAAUGUCGUUGGACUCACCACAGCCUUCCUGUACUCACUUGAAACCCAGACAACUAUUGGGUAUGGUGGAAGAGCAAUCACAGCUGAAUGCCCUAGUGCUGUGGCCCUUAUCAUUAUCCAAUCCCUUCUUGGAGCAGUUAUCAACUGCUUCAUGUGUGGAAUCAUCUUGUCCAAGAUCUCCCUACCCAAAAAGAGGGCCAAGACCGUCACGUUUAGUGAAAUGGCUGUCAUCAGUCCCAGAAAUGGUUCUCUCUGCCUGUCCAUCAGAGUGGCCAACCUGCGCAAGACACUGAUGAUUGGAAGCCAGAUCUAUGGCAAGCUGCUGAGAACAACAACCACGCCAGACGGUGAGACAAUCAUCAUGGACCAAGUGAAUAUUGACUUCCUGGUAGAUGCUGGGAAGGACAACCUAUUCUUUGUAACUCCUCUCACAUUGCAUCACGUUAUUGACAAGAGCAGUCCCUUCUUCGACAUGGCAGUGGACACGCUACAUGACAAAGAGUUCGAGCUUGUGGUCUUUCUGGAUGGCACAGCAGAGUCCACAAGUUCUUCCUUCCAGGUGCGAACCUCCUUUAUUCCUCAGGAGAUCAUGUGGGGCUACAACUUCCUGCCGAUCAUCUCCAGGAGCAAAGAAGGGAAAUACAGAGUUGACUUCUCCAACUUCUCCAAAGUGGUUCCGGUAGCCACUUCACAUUGUGCAUACUGUUAUCACAACAUCAAAGGACAUCAUCUCCAUUCCAGAGAAGGACAUGACAACCCGGGUUUUGAAGUGAUUGAAAUUGACAAUCCCUCUAAUGUCACCAAGAUGUGAAACACUGUGCUGUUCACGCAGACUGAAAUAUCUGACUGGCAGCCCAUUGUAUCUCCCGACAAUGAAUUCCUCAAGGACAUACCGUUGCUGGAGGCACCUGUGGAUGAACACACAACCACAACCAAAUCCUUUGCAUUUAAACUUGAAUCCGAUUAACCAAUUGUUUUGUUAUUUUUUUGUAUUUACAAAUAAGAAACUUGUGGGAUCAAGGCACUCCUUGUGAGUUUUGUAUGUGUCUGUAUGUAAAACCACACCUGUCAUGAUCUUCUGAUGAAAACUCUGUUUUUGGAGGUUAGGACAUGUUAGCUGAUGAAACAUAGCUAAUUGACACAAAGCUUUUCUGUCAGUGAUCAUAUUUGUAUGAAGAGGAUAUUUUUUUAUACCUUUCAUAAGAGUUAUUUUUGCUUUAAAUAAAACAGACAAAAACAUGU